Messenger RNA from Lactuca sativa (garden lettuce), 1361 nucleotides. Its product is annotated as F-box/kelch-repeat protein At3g06240. The record is from RefSeq and is a predicted model, not a curated record. Gene Ontology annotation, molecular function: protein binding. NCBI's taxonomy places the organism in Eukaryota, Viridiplantae, Streptophyta, Magnoliopsida, Asterales, Asteraceae.
UAUCUUUGUGUUGUGCAUGCCACUCAUCAUCGAACCUCUGAUAUUUUUUCCUCAGGUCAGAAACUACCUCUGUCAAAUUGAAGUCCCCAAUGGCGUACGAAGACACUAUCAGAAUUCCGCCGGAGAUCAUCUCCAACAUUUUAUAUCGACUCCCGGCCAAAUCUCUUGGUCGCUUCAGGUGCGUUUCAAAGGAUUGGCUAUCCCUAAUUUCAGAACCCCAAUUCAUCAAAACCCAUCAAAAUACCCGCAACCGAAGUCAACUCAUCUUCGUCUCCAACCAUCGUCCACUAUAUUCACUUCCAUUUCAUCACGAUGAAGCAGAAGCAGUACUAGAACCAACGAAGAUUCUCCUUGAAUCGUAUCACACCGACUUCAACCUCCAUGGUUCUUGCAAUGGCCUUGUUUUGGUGUCUGCUCGUACCUUCGCGAGUGUUCAUGUGCUCGUAGUUUUAAAUCCAACGACAAAGGAAUUCGUGGAAUUGCCAGCAUCCGAUUAUGAGAUGAUCAAUGCUUCCUCAGAAAUUGAAAUCAUGUAUGGAUUUGGCUAUGAUUCAUUGAAUGAUGAUUACAAGGUUGUUACCAUCUCCUACUUUCAUUAUAACUAUCUGAUUCCUCCUGAUGAUAUGGCAAUCCAUGUUUAUAGCCUUAGAACUAAUACUUGGAGGAGGGUGUCUGAUUCUCCUUAUGAUCAUUCUUAUGGGAGGAAUUUACCAGGUGUUUUUGUUAAUGGAUUUCUUCAUUGGGUUGCUAUGAAGGAUUCGGAUCAUGUACCAGUGAUUCUUGCUUUUAGUUUAGCAGAGGAGAAGUUCAGUGAAUUGCCAUCGCCCAGUUUGCAUGAAGAUGUUGAUAUCAUGUAUAGGAAUGAUUGUAAACUGGUUGUUCUUGGUGGAAAGCUUGCAGUUUUCAUGGAAGAUGAGGUCUGGUUGAUGAACGAGUAUGGGGUAAGGGAAUCUUGGACAAAGAUUUUAGUCCAUGGAAUCCAUGAAAUUCCAAUGGUUGAACCAAUGAUUUUUUAUGACAAUGGAAAUUUUCUGUUGGUCGGCCGUGAUCUAAUGGUGAUAUACGACAUUAAAGAAAGAAGUUUCUGUAAAAGUGGUAAUGUUUCUUGGAAUAUGAAAGACUUGAAGGUUAGAGGUUCUUAUGUUGAAAGCCUUGUCUCGCCAAAAUUUAUCUGAUCAAGUGUAAAUCGAUAAAAUGAAGCACAUGUGCGUGUCUAGAAAUAAGGCUUAGUUUAUAUUUCCAAGCAUGUUUGUUGUAUUCUUAACUUUGCAUUAUACAUUUUGUUAAAGUUGAAUUUAUCAUGAGAUAAUUUCAACGAUGAAUGGUGUUUUUCUAAAUAAAGUACCUUGCAGUCUUUUAGA